Messenger RNA from Somion occarium, 3125 nucleotides. The record is from the annotation of a GenBank genome assembly. NCBI's taxonomy places the organism in Eukaryota, Fungi, Basidiomycota, Agaricomycetes, Polyporales, Cerrenaceae.
GGGCGCUUGCACAUACUUGCAAAAAUAUCAAGGCUUUCUGCAUUCUCAGUCAACUUGAAGAACAAGACCUCGUAGACACUUCUCCUUCAUUUCUUGGUCCAUCCUUAACCGUUACACUGUCAUCUGCAAAGCUAUAGCGAUCAAGUUCACCGUUGCACUCUCGACGUCCUUUCAUAAGUGCUAAUGAAAGCGAAUUACAAGUUUUCGAACUUGUGUGGCACCGUCUAUAGGCAGGGAAACAUUGUUUUUACUCCAGAUGGAAACUCGGUCUAUAGUCCAGUGGGGAACAGGGUGUCUGUGUUUGACCUCGUGAACAACAAGUCACAUACUUUCCCGUUUGAGAACCGCAAGAACAUUGCUGCUAUUGCACUUAGCCCGGAUUCCAAUGUGUUGAUCAGUGUGGAUGAAGAUGGCAGAGCUUUGCUUGUGAAUGUACGACGAGGUGUUGUGCUGCAUCACUUCAAUUUCCAGAAACCGGUCAAAGCCAUCAAGUUCUCCCCGGAUGGCAAGUACAUUGCUGUCACGCACGAUUCUCAUGUACAAAUAUGGAGAACUCCGAAUCAUCUUGUGCGAGAGUUUGCGCCGUUUGUCCUGCAUCGAACAUAUACAGGACACCACGACGAAGUUCUGAGUAUCGAAUGGUCCCCGGAUUCAAGGUGUUUCUUGACAACCUCGCGAGAUAUGACUGCUAGGCUGUUUACACUCGAUCCCAUGGAGGGCUUCCGACCGAAGACCUUUGCUGGCCAUCGUGAUAUUGUCCUUGGUGCAUACUUCUCCUCAGAUUGCAAGACGAUUUACACUGUCAGUAGAGAUGGCGCUGUGUUCAUCUGGAAAGCCAAACCGAAAGAAGCAGACUCCGACACUGAUGAAGAUGACGACGAGCCGAUGGCCUCUACUUCGCAGGCUGCAAACCAACUGACAUACGAAAUCGCGAAUACUCGGUGGGGAGUACACAAACGGAAAUACUUCAAUCAACCGGGCACCAAAGUUGUCUGCAGUACUUUCCACAAGGCCUCGAACCUGCUCAUCGUAGGUUUUUCAAAUGGAGUCUUCGGUCUUUGGGAAAUGCCUGCAUUCAGCAACAUCCAUACGCUCAGUAUCUCACAAGAGAAAAUAUCCUCCGUGGCAAUCAGCGCCUCGGGUGAAUGGCUUGCUUUCGGCGCGCGGAAACUAGGUCAGCUCCUAGUAUGGGAGUGGCAGUCCGAAUCCUAUAUAUUAAAACAACAAGGCCAUUACUUUGAUAUGAACACCUUGGCAUACGCUCCAGAUGGUCAGAAUGUCGCCACCGGCGGUGAUGACGGCAAAGUCAAAGUCUGGAACACAACCUCUGGAUUUUGCUUCGUCACCUUCACUGAACAUUCAGCCGCUGUCUCUGCUGUUGAGUUCGCAAAACAAGGCCAAGUUCUGUUCUCGGCAUCCCUGGACGGAACCGUCCGCGCCUUUGACCUCAUUCGAUAUCGAAACUUCCGUACCUUCACCUCACCUGCUCCCGUCCAAUUCUCCUGCUUGGCCGUCGACCCUAGCGGAGAGGUUGUCGCCGCUGGCUCUAUUGACUCGUUCGAGGUCUUCCUUUGGUCAGUACAGACAGGCAAGCUACUCGACGUCCUCGCAGGGCACGAAGGUCCAGUCAGUUCGCUAGCAUUCUCACCGGCAGGUAACCUUCUCGCCAGCGGGUCUUGGGACAAGACAGUGCGAGUGUGGAACGUCUUCACUCGUUCACGCGCAGUCGAGCCAUAUCAGCUCAGCGCAGACGUUCUGGCUGUUGCAUUCCGACCUGAUGGCAAGGAGUUGGCUGCUUCUUCGUUAGAUGGGCAGAUCAUGUUCUUUGACGUUUCAGCUGGCAAACAGACCAACGUCAUCGAGGGCCGAAAAGAUAUCUCAGGAGGGCGUAAGGCAGACGAUCGAAUGGCCGCGUCGAAUAAUGCUUCUGGCAAGUCGUUCAAUAGCAUCACCUACACCGCUGACGGCCAGUGCAUCCUCGCUGGUGGAAACAGCAAAUACAUCGUCAUCUACGAUGUACGAGAAGGCGUGAUGGUGAAGAAGUUCCAAAUCAGCCAGAACCUCAGUCUGGAUGGAACGGAGGAGUUCUUGGAUAGUCGGAAAGUGACAGAAGCGGGUAACGUCGACCUCAUUGAUACCAGAGGUGACGAGAGUGACUUGGAAGAUCGAAUGGAUUACGCGUUACCUGGGGUGACUCGUGGAGAUUUAUCAAAGAGGAGAUAUCGCCAAGAAGCCAGGACGAAAUGUGUCCGAUUCUCACCCACAGGACGUGCUUGGGCUGCAGCGUCAACCGAAGGCUUGCUCAUCUACUCCGUCGACGACAGUCUCACUUUUGAUCCCUUCGAUCUCGAUAUCGACCUUACCCCUCAAUCCCUUCUCGCCGUCCUCGCCAAGAGGGAAUAUCUCAAAGCGCUCGUAAUGGCAUUCCGUCUAAAUGAGAAGCCUCUCAUUCACAAAGUGUACGAGAGCAUACCUCGGAAAGACGUUCGACUCUUGGCACGACAAUUACCUGCUGUCUAUAUCGGACCUCUGUUGCGUUUGGUGUCGGAGCACUUAGAGAAGAGUCCUCAUCUCGAGUUCGACUUGAUCUGGGUGACGGCGCUUCUGGGAGCACAUGGUCGUCUCUUGCGCGAUCGGUCUGGGGAAUACGCAAGCGUAUUCAGGAUAUUGCAGAAAGGUCUGUCGGAUUCGGAACAGACCAUAUCUCGAUUAUGCGAGGAAAACAGCUCUACCCUGACGUACCUGAUCGAUCAAUCAAAAGUGAAGUCGUUGAGUACUAGUCUAGGCGUACAAAUGUCAAAUGGCUUGUUUUAAUAUUAGCAGGGAUUGUUUGUUUCUUUUUCUUGACUUUGUCGCCAUGGGACAAUUUGCAAGUGUAACCUCCGGCGUGGAGUACUACAAAACGUAUCAGCUCUGUAUGACUGACUGCACCUAGUUUAACUAAGAGACUAUGAUAACUAGCAAACUCGGCCUUUAUACAAGUCUCUUAAAGAAUGCUUGGUGCUCCGUAGAAGCGUAACGAGUAUCGCGAUAUGGCAUAAAACAUAUAAAGUCGUUGUCGUUGUCGUCGCGUUCGUGGAACAAGGUGUAGUGGGGACUACAAACAAUCAAAUAGUAGAAUGAUA